CCGGGCCACACGCGUGUCCCCACGGUCGUCUGGACUCGGCGGGGCUCGCCCGGCCGAGCGGGCGCCUGGAGAGCCGAACGGGCCGUGCCCCAGCUGACGAUGCCGGUGCCACGGAAUGCGAGCGGCAGCCCUGGGCCCUCCCUGCGUCCUGGCUGAGGUGGCACCGAGCGGCCUCCAGAAAGGGUGCUCUGGCACCAUUCCUCCUCCAGCUGGAAGCCCCCCCAGUCCGGGGCUGCCCGAGGGGCCCGAACCCUUCCCCACCGCCUUGGUCGCUCCCUGGCCUCAGCAGCUGGAGCUCAGUGAGGUGACCCGCCUGGAUCGGCAAGGAGCAGGGCGCCGAGGGCCAGCCUGGCUCCCUGGGCCCUACAGCAGCGCCUCCUGGCUGGGUCACCUCUGCCCAGCCUUGCAUGCCCCCAGCGGGCGGGCCACCCGCGUUCCAGGGUCUCCUAGCAACCAGGAGAAACUUUCCACGCCCAUCAGAAUGCCAGCAGCCAGCCGCUGACGCUGGAUCUCGGCCUCUGCCCGCCCGCCUGUGGCGCCAAGACCCGCAAAUCUCCCUGAGGCGGCCGGGGACCCCCAGGAGCGGGCAGCGGGGCCAUGAGCCACAGCCUCUCCUUCGUGGAGCUGAUCAACCUGGCCAUCGGGACACCGGAGCUGGGCAAUGUCAACUUCAACGCCCUGCAUUUAUUCCUGCACAGCCUCGUGGAGCACCUCCAGCUGCAGGACGUGAGGAAGGAAGUCACGGCCGACGAGCUGGAAUUCGUCAAGCCGCCCCCAAGCACGGUGGCCUCCGUGGCCACCUCUUCUGAAACUGUUCCUGUGGCCCACGAGUCCAGCUCCAUCUUCCACCAGAUGCACGAGAGGAUCACGGCCAUUGAGAAGCAGCUGAGGUUCCUGAACGAUACCCCUGACACCGCUGAACUGCUGGUGCGCACCCAGGGCGUGGGCCAGCCCACCCAGGACAUGUGGCAGAUGAUGCAGCUGAAGAAGAAGAUGGAGUUGAACGAGGAAGGGAUGACCAAGGCCAUGAACACGUUGCAGGACCUGCUGAAUAACAUUUGCUCCCUGAAAACAGCCACGGAUGGCUUUCAGCAAGAACUGGGGCAGCUGAAAGAGAACAUUGUCCAACUCAACGGAGAAGAAAUGAAAGAGCGACUCCGGGGUCUGGAUGAACAGGCCAGGAUGAUGGAAGAAAUGAAGGAACAGCUGGACCUUGUGAAAGAAAGGGUCAGCAUGUCUGCAGAUGCUUCGGAUGUGGUGUGCUGGAGUGCCCUUUGCGAGACGCUGACUGGCAGAGGCACCGAGGAAGAGGAAGAGGAAGAAGGGGGCAGAGAGAAGACGUCCCGGGAGAUUCUGGCUGUUUUGGGCCAACUGCCUGAGAAGCAUGAAGCUCUCCUGAAGCACAUGACUCAACUGGAGGCCCAGUUGAAGUACCCAGGAGUUUUUGAAAUCCCCCCUGAGCUGAAGUCGCUGCUGGAACGGAUGGAGAUGUUGCAAACUCAGAGCAAGCAGGGAAAGGAAUCUCUGCAAGGAACCCUGGAGCAGAUGGAGAGGCUGAAGGAACAGUACGAAAAGCUGCAGAAGGGGGUGGAGAGAUUAACCAGGAGUACCUCGGACAUCCAGGUCAUGCGCAACAUGUUAGAGCAGCUGGACAUUAAGAAAGCCGAUAAGGACUUGAUCCAAGAGGAGAUGAAUGUGAAAGCUGACAAGAGCGCGCUGGAGGCAAUGGUGAACCACGGAGAGCUGCAGAUAGCCACCAGCCAACUGAAUGAGAUGAUGCAGGAUCUGCUGCAGAAGAUGUCUCUGCAGGACAAGGAUUGGCAGAAAGCGCUAGAGAAGCUCUUCGUUGACAUGGACUGCAAGCUGGACCGGAUGGCCCUGGAUCCUGUGAGCCGACAGCUGGAAGAGGUGUGGAGGUUCAUCAAGAAGUACCUGAGCGAAGGCCCCCGCUUUGAUGCUGACAGUGCUGCUGGCUUUAAGAAGCAGCUCUUUGAGAGAGUGAAAUGCAUCUCCUGUGACCGGCCAGUGACCAUGAUGACCGGGCCACACAUGAUCACCGUCCGCAGGGCCACUCUGAGGCCUCGUCCAGCCAGUGCCAAUGGCUAUGAAUACCUGUCCCAGCAGCAAAAACGGGAUCACGAUCCAAGCGAGAUGAGUGGCAACCUCCCCUUGCAGACCUGCUGGCAGUGCCAGGCCCAUCACCAAGCCUGCACCCUCAAGCACCUGUCCCGGUCCCAGGACCUCACCACCCUCUACCCUUAUGGGGACCCGACUGCCAUCACCUACGACAACACCGAGGUAGACAUUCUGGGGGUGAACGGCGUCCUUUACAAAGGCCGGGUGAGCUCACAAGCGGCAGAGCGGGCGUUCGCCCUGCAGAAGGAAUUUGCAGCUCUGAAGUUUCCCCGGCCUCCAACGGGGGUGCGCAUGGAGCGAGUCCGUUCCGCCUUUGCAGACAUCAGCACCGUGCCCUACCCCCCCUCAGUCCUCCGUCGGGUGGGGUCUGCAAUAGCCAACAGCAACCGGCAACCGCCGCAGCUUAGCUGUGACCCUGUGGACAGAACAAUCAUCAGUGCCACUCUCAGCCACAGCCACGUUCAGAACGGAAGGGACAUUCCAGGCCUGUGAGCUCAACUUUCCAUGAGCCCAACCUCGUUUCCUCUCUCUUGUUAAACGCAUGCCCGGCCUCCCACCCAGACAGGGACAGGACGCAGUAUAGGUUGAGGUGUCUUGUGGGGUCCCUUCCUUCCCUCUCAGCUGGCUGUCCGGGCCAGGCCCCUCACCCGACAUCCGCUGUGGCGUCUUCCUACAGGCAGCCACAGCUUUUAGCAGACUAUAAAGUGACGCCUGUGCCCUGGCAUUACCUUCGCUGGAGAUUUGGCCAUCCCUGCCAGAGGCCAGAGGCUUGCCUAGCUUAAAAGGGGGAGGCUCAGUCCCACGACUCACGUCAGAUGUGCAGCAGAACAUGGGCCAAGUUGGCACCUCACUCCUUGGUGAGCCGGGAUUCCCAAACAAAACAUUCUUUAUGACGAUUGUGAACGCAAGUCCCCUUCCUGCAUUCCAGGGGCGAGGCCAGCAGGAGAUCUGCCCCGCUGCCCAGUUUGGGUCCUAGCAUUUCCAGAAACCCAUUUUGACCAACGCGCCUCUCCUCCCCUCCUCCAUAUGGGACCCCCAGCGGCAUUCCGAUUCUGCCCCUGUUCGUUGAGUGACAAAAUGAUUCCAUAAAGACGUUCUUUUUCUACGCUCUGCAA
Messenger RNA from Python bivittatus (Burmese python), 3251 nucleotides. It is a transcript of the gene CUNH16orf96, whose product is annotated as chromosome unknown C16orf96 homolog. The record is from RefSeq and is a predicted model, not a curated record. NCBI's taxonomy places the organism in Eukaryota, Metazoa, Chordata, Lepidosauria, Squamata, Pythonidae.